GUCAUAAAAAACAGACGUGUUGAAGCGAUUAGAUAAUAGCUGUAACACUUUUGUAUACUCGACUCGACAAUUGACGAGCAACAUUUUCGUGAGAGCUUCGGCAGUGGAUACCGAAAUAUAUCGACGCCGUUCAUUCGAGUGGGCAGGAAAUGUAAUUUUGUAAAUUGUCAUGAGGAAAAAAACAAACGAAAUGAAUGUUUGUAAAUUUUACAUUGUAUGUGUUUUCGUGAUAAUAUUCAGUCUGCAGCAGAAAUAAACUUUUCGAUGUCGUAAAUAACCAAGCGUCUCCUUCGGAACUGUGAUUAUGGAAGUGCGCGAUGAAUGAGAAAACUGAAACGGGUUCAUGAUAGUUCGUUCCAGUUCUGGUAUUUAACGAUAGCUCGACAAAUUUUCGAAUGUCGUCUUAUUCCAAUGCCGGCCGAAUGUGCCGCCAACCCUCUACAGAGGGCUUUGGCUGACGCCAUCAUUCGCAUGGUACCGAUGGAUGAACUACGAAUACUGUUAGCUUGCGGAGCUAAGGUCAACGAACAGGUUACCCAAGGCCUACGUCCCAUGCAUUACGCGGUCUGGCAAAACAAUGAAGCUGCCGUUAAUCUGCUUCUGGUGCGUAACGCCGACAUAAAUGCAAUCGAUGAGGUUGGAUACAGUGCGCUCCACCUAGCGGCGGAGCAUGGUUACUAUCACCUGGCAAAAAUUUUACUGGAUGCUGGUUGCAAGGUUGACUACCGUGAGCCAACCGAUGAUCCGUACCCUAGAACUACACUUUGUGACGAGCCGCUUCGUUUAGCCCUUCGCAAUCGUCAUUACGACGUAGCUAGACUUUUGUUGGAGCGUGGAGCUGAUUCAAAUAAGAGAUAUUUCUUUGGAUCGGAAAUCAAUUUGGCUACGGAUAUCGGAAGUCUGGAACUUUUGCUUAUGUUUGGAGCCAAAACGGAAGCUCGGGAUCGAUCCGGAAUCACACCACUGAUGAGAGCCGUCCGUACGAACGGAAAUAUUGACUCCGUUUUGUUGCUUCUACAAUACGGGGCGGAUGUGAAUGCCAUGACAGAUGUCAGAAAUGACUAUCGCACAGUACUUCAUUAUGCCGUUCUUUCAGGUAACGCCUCUUUGGUAACGCUGCUUAUUAAACAGGGAGCACGAGUGGAUAUUCCUGCACCACUGCCCGAACCUGAUUCUCCUAGCCCAUUAGAUUUGGCUGUGCUGCGCGGAGACCCUGCCCUGGUACGAAUACUGUUAGAAAACGGAGCAAAUGUGAAUCGCUGCAGUCCCGUCAUAGGCUCGCCACUGCACGUGGCCUGUGCGGACAACAUUCCUCACAGAGUUGAAAUUAUGAAGAUGCUCUUAUCAUAUGGGGCCGAUCCUAAUGUCCGCGUUGUCGGAGACAUAGCUACAAAUGCCAUAUUGAGACCUCCGUUAGCCGAACUGAUUGCCAGCAACGAAGUUGUGACCCCGGAAGAGCUCCGCCUGUUACUGAGAUAUGGUGCCAGAGUGAUCCUAAAAACCCAAUUCCGCGACUCGGACGGUCUCCUUAACUGCCUUAAUAAUAUGGACCCUAAGUCACAAUCGUUCCGCAUUAUCCUGGAGUCGGCGGAGGAGUUCGAUCCCUGUAUGAUCCGCCGGAAUCGAGACCUCGGUGAUUAUCAAAGAAAGUUUUUACUGGAACGCGCCACGACACCAGUCCCGCUGAAAUCUCGCGUGCGUGCCCAUUUCAGGAGAAUGUUUGGCCGCAAUCUGCCAGAGUUUGUACCCAGCUUGUUCAUCCCAAGGGAGCUGCAGAGCUAUUUGCUGUAUGAGCACAGUCUCUGAACGUACUGUGCGCUUUUUUUGUAGUUAUAGGCGAUGAUCCAACGAGAAGGUACAAACUACUUUUUGAAAGCAGUUACUUAAUUUAGUUAUUUGAAUUGUCGAUUUGUUUCACAGUAUUUACUGUGAAAGCGAUAAGCUGAAAAAACCUAUAAGACUUUUUAAAGCAUACGAUUGUAUUCCCAAUGCCAAAUUAGAUGAAACACAGUAAAAACAAGGAUCGCAUGUAAAACUGGUGUGUAGGAUAUUUUCGCUUAACUCGAACCACUGCCCCUUUUCAACAACAGGUUUUCGUUAGGUGAUGAUUUUCUGGCGAAGUAGGGGUUCUUGGGCAGAAAGAAAAAGUUGGUACAAUAAAAACAGGUUUUGUUAAAAAGAAAAUGAUUGAAUAUUAUUGAAAUGGUUCUUUUAAAAAUACAAUCAAACUAGCACGAUUAGGUAUCGAAUAAUAUAAACGUAGAAUUUAGUCCGUAUAUAACACUUUACAGACUAUGUAACUUGGUGGUGAUAUAAUUAUUUUAAUUUGUAAAUCUCAAUAAAUUUUUAUUCAAAACUGGAA
Messenger RNA from Malaya genurostris, 2362 nucleotides. Its product is annotated as putative ankyrin repeat protein RF_0381. Gene Ontology annotation, molecular function: protein binding. The transcript is spliced from 6 exons. The record is from RefSeq and is a predicted model, not a curated record. Lineage: Eukaryota; Metazoa; Arthropoda; Insecta; Diptera; Culicidae. Bases 322 to 1806 code for a protein of 494 amino acids.